Tremella mesenterica DSM 1558 is the source of this 3284-nucleotide messenger RNA. RefSeq lists its product as uncharacterized. NCBI's taxonomy places the organism in Eukaryota, Fungi, Basidiomycota, Tremellomycetes, Tremellales, Tremellaceae. The transcript is spliced from 19 exons. The record is from RefSeq and is a predicted model, not a curated record. The coding region runs from base 197 to 3205 and encodes 1002 amino acids. Gene Ontology annotation, biological process: DNA topological change. Gene Ontology annotation, molecular function: DNA binding; DNA topoisomerase type I (single strand cut, ATP-independent) activity; zinc ion binding. Gene Ontology annotation, cellular component: nucleus.
ACUCCCCCCACUGCAGUAGUUAUCUACCAAUAGAGUACUGCUUAUAUUACUCACUCUACAGCGGCCAUUCUGCAACAUUCAUUUACCCCUUUCAUCUCUCAACCGUCACUCGUUCAAUUCCCUUCCGUUCCAAAAGCAUCCUCGUCUCACCUCCCGCAUCUUCUCUUCCCCACAACAGCGGUCAUGCCGCAGGACGAUGAGGGUGCUGUGCGUGGCUGAGAAGCCCAGCAUAGCUAAAAGUAUCACUCAGAUUCUCUCUGGAGGCAGAUGGGACACUCGAGAUUCUGGUCAUCCAUAUAUCCGAAAUCUGGACUUUGCUUACCGGCUUCCUCCCCCAUUGGGAGGUGUGGGUGAUGCAGACUUUACCGUCACGGCUGUUUUGGGACAUCUGACAUCAAGUGACUUUGACGAGAACCAUAGAAAGUGGGGGUCAUGCGAUCCAUUUGCCCUUUUCGACGCUCCAAUUCUCACUUAUGUCGACACAAAAUUCAAACCGGUCGAACGCAACCUCAUCAACGAAGCUCGCCGCGCCGACCUUCUCAUCAUCUGGACAGAUUGUGAUCGUGAAGGUGAACACAUCGGUUCAGAAGUCGUAGCAGCAUGCAGGAAGGGAAAUUCCCGGAUCAGAGUGAAGAGAGCCCGAUUCAGUGCUAUCAUUCCUGCUCAAAUUCAUCAGGCAUGUCGUUCGGCAAACGAUCUGGACAUGAAACAAGCGGACGCUGUGGAAGCGAGGAUCAACUUGGAUCUGAGAAUAGGAGCUGCUUUUUCAAGGUUGGUGACUCUGGGUUUGCAGAACAGAGUGCCAGAACUGGGACAACAAGUCAUCAGCUAUGGUCCAUGUCAAUUUCCCACCCUGGGGUUCGUGGUGGACCAGUACAAUCGUGUACAGUCGUUCGUCCCGGAACCUUUCUGGUACAUCUAUGUGGCGAUCCAACGUCAGGAGGAAGGUGAGGAAGAGCCGUCCACCGUGGAAUUCAAGUGGCGUAGAAAUCAUUUAUUCGAUAUGGAAGCAGCUUUUGUAUUGUAUGAACGAUGUGUGGAGGAGCCCAUGGCAAAGGUGAUUAGAGUGGAGACCAAGCCAACGACAAAAUGGAAGCCUCUUCCUCUCACCACGGUUGAGCUCCAGCAAUCAGGGUCAAGGCUGCUUCAAAUGACUCCGAAAAGUGUCCUAGACAUCGCCGAAAAGCUGUACCAAAAGGGUUUCCUGAGCUAUCCUCGUACUGAAACGGAUCAAUACGAUUCGGCGUUCGACUUCACCUCCCUGAUUCAAAAGCAAACUCAUGAUCAAGUCUGGGGAGGCUUUGCUCAAAAACUACUGGAUGGCGAAUUUCAGCGGCCUAGGAACGGUAAAAAGAACGAUAAAGCCCAUCCGCCCAUUCAUCCCACUGCACACGCCAGCAAUCUCUCUCCGGAAGAACGCAAAGUUUUCGAACUCGUCACGCGCCGAUUUCUGGCUUCUUGUUCCUCUAAUGCGGAGGGUAAAACAACGACAGUGGAGAUCGUCAUCGCAGACGAGUAUUUCUCAGCCUCUGGACUCGUAAUCACUCGACGAAAUUAUCUUGAAGUCUAUCAUUACGACAAAUGGUCAUCGUCCUCACUACCUGACUUCCAAGAGAACGAAACGUUCAUGCCAUCCAUUUGCGAAUUGAAAGAGGGAUCGACUAGUCGCCCCAACUUACUCACCGAAGCAGACCUGGUGGGAUUGAUGGAUAGGAAUGGGAUAGGGACCGAUGCGACCAUCGCAGAGCACAUUUCCAAAGUUAUAGAACGCGGUUAUGUCAAGGAAAGACAAGAACAACGGAUCAAGUACCUCGUGCCUUCCACAUUGGGGGUCGGUCUGGUGGAGGGUUUCAAUCAGAUUGGAUUUGACAAAUCUCUUAGCAAACCACAAUUACGAGCUGAGACCGAGCAUAGCAUGCAGCUCAUCUGCAAUGCUCAACGGACGAAGCAGGAUGUUUUACAGUACACUAUCGAUCAGUACAAGGAGGUCUUCAUCAAAGCUCGUAGGGAGUUUCAAACAGUCAUCGAUUCGGUUUUGAGCUACCUUCACGGAGCUGGGGAAGCUCAAGAAGCUCUUCGAGCAGCCAUGCAAGGUGGAAGAGGUGGGGGUGGCAGAGGUGGACGAGGAGGCAGAGGGGGUCGGGGGGGCCGCGGAGGUCGGGGCGGCGCUGCCCCUAGACGUGGCAGAGACGACGACGAUGGCGAUGACUCUGAUGGAGAUGACCCCCCUCCUCCUGCUGGUGGCGCUGCUGCUCGGGGACGAUCGACAAGAGGAAGAGCGAAAUCUACACGGAUAGCCGCCCCUAGACGUGGACCUGCCAGGACGCCAGCUGUGGACGACAACGACGAGCCUCCUCGUGCCAAAAAGCGCAGAUCGGUCAACGACGCCCCUACGCAAGGGAAUAGCAGUGCCAAAUUGUGCAAUUGCGGUUUGGAAGCCGUCCAGAGGACAGUCAUGAAAGCCGAGUCGGUCCAUCAAGGUAGACAAUUCCAUACUUGUCCCAAACCCAAGGACGAACAAUGUGGCUAUUUUGAAUGGUGUGACGACGUUCCCGUUGCUGGACCUAGUCGUCCUCCCUCACGUACUACCGGGUCCACGAAAGGACGGAAUAAGAUUGCGCCUGAUCGUGGAUCUGGGGAGAAAAAAUGUAAUUGCGAUUUGGAAGCGGUGAUCAUCACGGUGGCGAAGGAAGGCCCUAACAAGGGUCGUAAAUUCUGGACAUGUCCUAAUAAUCCAAAAGCCCGAUGUGGGUUCUUCGAAUGGGAUGAUGAGGCUUCCGGAAAUACUCCAGCUCCAUUCCCGAGUAAUGGAUCAGGAAGCGGUGGUCAGACUGGCGAGUGUUUCAAAUGUGGACAGAGUGGACAUUGGUCUUCCGCUUGUCCGAAUGACGAUGGACCACCGGGACGUAAUGCCGGUCCCGCCCGUUCUGGCGCAUCAAGUAAUCGAAAUGGGAACAGUGGUGGUGGUGGUGGUGAAUGUUUCAAGUGUGGUCAAUCGGGUCAUUGGGCAUCUGCAUGUCCGAAUGAAGAGGGAGGGAGUAUAACAUCAUUUCCUCCUAAACGUCAAAAGACUGCUGCACGGGGAGGAAGUGGGACGAAGAGCUCAGCGGGUGAGUGUUUCAAUUGCGGGAAGAAAGGACAUUGGGCGAGUGAUUGUCCGAAUGAGGCUGGACAGAAAUCAUUUCGAAAGGGGAAAGGAAGAUGAUAGAUGUGUUUUGGGCUUAGUGCGAGACUGAGAAGGAAUGAAGAAUGAAGUAUCAAUCAUGAAUCUGCAUAUGUCCCUG